AUGUCGUGCUCAUUGGUAUUCUCCCUACUUACCGUCCUUUUCGUCGCCAUGCAAACUCAUGCGGGCCUAACACGUCAUCACAGCAGAGUACACGAAUUCAACGCCGAUCAAACUUUGAUCGAUUUCUUAUUGAACACGCGCAACUUCCAGCAAAGUGAUCCAAGGCGUUCCAACGAAUGCUUCGGCUACUAUUUGCCAAAACUCACCGAUUGCUAUGAGGAAUAUGAAAAGGACUAUUCGCAAUGUUUGGAUAGUUCCGAGGAUAGACGCAAAAAAAUCGACGAGUCAACACAUAAACAGCGAGAAGAAAUCGAAGAUUCGAGUGAGCAUGCCUGCAAGUUGCUCGAAAACUGUGUACCCAAAAAGGACUCGAUUGAUUACUUUGAGUGCUUCGAGUUGGCUAGUAAUUCAAAUCAGCGUACGAUGUAUAAAGUUUCCACAAAUGCCUCCGAUACGUUGGCUAAAGUGAAACAAGCUUAUAGCGAAUCCGAUUAUCAGGAGAAUGUUUGCCUGGUCGAUUCAAAGCGCAAAUACGAUGGAAAUAAUAAAGUCAUCUACAACAGUUUGCAAAGUUGCCUAAAUGGUGAAUCUGAUGUACCAACAACAACCACAGCGUACCCAAGUCACACAACAAAGUCAACAACGCAUAUAUCUCCGGAUCCAACUACAACUGAAAAAUAUUAA
Molecule: messenger RNA, 684 nt
Organism: Bactrocera tryoni
Lineage: Eukaryota; Metazoa; Arthropoda; Insecta; Diptera; Tephritidae
Exons: 2
Coding region: 1-684 (227 amino acids)
Source: RefSeq, a predicted model, not a curated record